Molecule: messenger RNA, 2259 nt
Organism: Protopolystoma xenopodis
Lineage: Eukaryota; Metazoa; Platyhelminthes; Monogenea; Polystomatidea; Polystomatidae
Source: the annotation of a GenBank genome assembly
AUGAUAAAUGUGCCCACGUGUCCGCAAACUUUGAGCGUGGCAGCCUUAAGCGGUGUAAUGUUGACCGACAAACUUUCCCCUAUCAACAUUACAGGUUGUGAGACCCUGAUAACUAUCCUGACUCUUGCUCUAGCAUGGAUAGUUGGUUUUAGUUCUCGACUUUUCUCUGUGAUACGCUUUGAAAGCAUUAUUCAUGAGUUUGAUCCAUGGUUCAACUAUCGUUCUACUAAGCAUAUGGUAGAGAAUGGAUUUUACGAUUUCAUAAACUGGUUUGAUUAUCGGGCUUGGUAUCCUUUGGGACGAAUAGUCGGUGGGACGGUGUAUCCUGGCCUAAUGGUCACCUCCGGCUUGAUUCAUGCUGCAUUAAAUGCUCUGAAUAUACCCAUUCAUAUUCGUGAAGUAUGCGUCUUCCUUGCUCCAAUUUUCUCCGGCUUGACAGCUAUUGCCACAUAUUUGCUUACCAAAGAGGUUUGGAAUGAAGGUGCCGGGCUUUUUGCUGCUUGCUUUAUUUCAAUAGCUCCUGGAUAUAUUAGUAGAUCAGUUGCUGGCAGCUAUGACAAUGAAGGAAUAGCUAUUUUUGCCCUUAUGCUUACCUAUUACCUAUGGAUAAAGUCUGUCAAAACUGGGUCCGUAAUGUGGACUGUUUUCUGUGCCCUGAGCUAUUUUUACAUGGUUUCUGCAUGGGGGGGAUAUGUAUUUAUAAUAAAUUUGAUCCCACUUCAUGUGUUAGUUCUGCUUAUAAUGCAGAGAUACUCAGCCCGUAUCUAUAUAGCCUACACUACUUUUUAUAUACUGGCUCUUCUUUUAUCAAUGCAAGUACCUUUUGUUGGCUUUCAGCCUGUUCGCACAAGCGAACAUAUGGCUUCUGCGUGCAUCUUUUUCCUGCUUCAAGCAUUUGCGGCUUUCAAAUAUCUCCAGUCUCGAUUUACAUCAUCUGUAUUCAAACAUUUCCUUUCUGUCUCUAUUAUUGGAUUUGCUGGGCUCGUAUUUCUCGUUGUUGUGGGUUUGAAUUAUGCUGGAGUUAUUGCCCCUUGGAGUGGCAGGUUUUAUUCUCUUUGGGAUACCGGUUACGCCAAGAUUCAUAUUCCUAUCAUUUCCUCUGUUUCUGAACAUCAGCCAACAACAUGGACUUCCUUCUUCUUUGAUUUGCAUAUCUUAGUCGCAGUCUUUCCUGCUGGCGUUUGGAUUUGUUUUACGCGUCUCACAGAUGAGCGCGUUUUUAUAAUACUUUAUGCAAUAUUUGCCUCGUAUUUUGCCGGUGUUAUGGUCCGCCUUAUGCUUACUCUAACUCCAAUUGUUUGCGUAUUUGCAGCCAUCGCGUUCUCUCGCAUAUUUGAAAUAUUUUUAAACGAAGAGGCUCAGACAACCGCGGCCAACUCUGCUAGUUUAUCCAAAUCCCCUUCUAAAAUUGAUGAUAAAGAAAAAAAUCUUUAUGACAAGCUGAGUAAGGCCCAAAGAAAGAAUGGUGAGACUACACAGGGGACUACUUCAAAUGAUAGUCCUUCGAAUUUACAACAACUUGGUUCCGAUGAGUAUCUGGGCGUGUUUGUUAUCAUAUUUGUUCUCUUGCUUUUUGUAAUGCAUUGCACUUGGGUUACUUCUAAUGCUUACUCCAGUCCAUCUAUCGUGCUUGCAUCUUAUUCGCGAGAUGGCUCACGUGUUAUUUGGGACGAUUUCCGUGAGGCUUACUUUUGGCUCAGUCAGAACACUCAUCCGGAUGCCCGUAUUAUGUCCUGGUGGGAUUAUGGUUACCAGAUAGCCGGCAUGGCAAAUAGGACUACGAUUGUUGAUAAUAAUACGUGGAAUAAUAGCCAUAUUGCCUUAGUUGGGAUGGCUAUGUCAUCGAAUGAAUCGUUUGCUUUUAAGCUGAUGCACGAUCUGGACGUAGAUUAUGUUCUGGUGAUCUUCGGUGGCUUACUAGGCUACUCGGGAGAUGAUAUAAACAAAUUUCUUUGGAUGGUCCGAAUUGCGGAAGGCGAACAUCCUGAUAUAAUUCAGGAAGCUAAAUACCUCACUCACCAGGGUGAAUAUCGUAUUGAUGGGGCAGCUAGCGAAACAAUGCUCAAUUCCUUAAUGUACAAAAUGAGCUACUAUCGUUUUGCUGAUGUGACUGAGUUACUGCAUUCUCCAGCAGGGUUCGAUCGAACUAGGAAUGCGGAAAUAGGCAGGAAGCAAUUCUCGCUUACCCAUCUGGAGGAAGCUUUUACAACAGAACACUGGCUCGUUCGCAUUUACAAGGUAAGACUAGGCCUAGCUUAG